This is a messenger RNA of Drosophila willistoni, 1661 nucleotides long. It is a transcript of the gene rush, whose product is annotated as pleckstrin homology domain-containing family F member 1 homolog. Bases 573 to 1565 code for a protein of 330 amino acids. The transcript has 2 exons. NCBI's taxonomy places the organism in Eukaryota, Metazoa, Arthropoda, Insecta, Diptera, Drosophilidae. Gene Ontology annotation, molecular function: phosphatidylinositol binding; metal ion binding. Gene Ontology annotation, cellular component: early endosome. The record is from RefSeq and is a predicted model, not a curated record.
AUUAGAAUAAACGAACAUAUAAGUGGUGAAAAAAAAACUGGCUCACGGAGUGCAUAGUCAAAUUAGUUGUUGUUGUUGCUGUCUGAUUGCUUAGUGGUGUGAGUGAGUCAUGAGCGGUGCGAGCUAGCGGAAGGAAAAAGUCAAAAAAUUGAAACACACACACACACAUCAAUAAAAAUUAAGAAACAAAAAAAAAACACAGAAAGCGAAGGUGCAACGAAUUGCAGAAUAGAAAAAUAAACAAGAAAAAGAGUUAAGAAAAGGAUUUUCCAACAGCUGCGCCCAAAGAAUCACAUACACACAUUAUAUAUACACAAAGAGAGAAAGAGCAAUAGUAAGAGAGUAGUUGUCUGUCGUCACAGUUGAAGUACUCGGGUUUUUCUUUUCUUAUUUUUUUUUUUUUUUUUUGUGUGUGUUUUGUAUUUUUGUGCUUCUUUUUUUAUAAUUUGUUUAGUGAGACAGUGAGAAGCAACAAGCAGAAGAAACAACAACAACAAUAGGCAUAAGCAAAAGAAGCAGUAGCAACAACCACAACAACAAAAGCAACGACUUAGACCGCAACUUUCGCCAUUAUGGUUGAUCGCCUUGUCAACUCGGAAGCCAAUAGCCGACGCAUUGCGUCGGUGGAGAGCUGUUUCGGAAGCUCCGGUGUUCCAUUGGGUGUGUCCGGACGUGUUCUCGUCGGCGAGGGUGUCCUAACUAAGAUGUGCCGCAAGCGUCCGAAAUCGCGCCAAUUCUUUCUCUUCAAUGACAUCUUGGUCUAUGGCAACAUUGUGAUUGGCAAGAAGAAAUACAAUAAACAGCACAUAAUGCCACUCGAAGAGGUCUCACUGGAAACCAUUGAGGAUAAUCAACAAUAUCGCAAUGGCUGGUACAUACGGACCACAACGAAAUCAUUUGUGGUCUAUGCCGCCACUAGCACCGAGAAGCAGGAAUGGAUGGCCCACAUCAACAAGUGUGUGGAGGAUCUGUUGCGCAAGAGCGGCAAGAAGCCGGUGGAGAAUCAUGCUGCUGUUUGGGUGCCCGACUCAGAUGCCAGCAUUUGUAUGCAUUGCAAAAAGACGCAAUUCACUUUUGUCCAGCGGCGUCAUCAUUGUCGCAACUGUGGAGCAGUUGUGUGUGCCGGUUGCUCAACGAAGAAAUUCUUGCUCCCACAACAGAGCACAAAGGCAUUACGUGUCUGCGAUGGCUGUCACGAGCGUCUUAAGCAUACGCCAAGCGGUGAUGCUGGUGCCGGUGCCAGUACUGCUGGCAAGGAUGACCAUAAGCUCAAUAACACCAUUAGCAGCAGUAGCAGUGGCCCAGCUGGGGAUAGCUCCAAUGAUGAUGAUACUGAUGAAGACACGGCAUCGCCAGCACCAGAGGCCCAUGAUGAGCCUCGUUUCUAUGGUGAUAAUAGUGUGCUCUCGGCAUUCGAGGAGUCAGCUGGAGCAGGAGCACAAUCAACACCAGCAGCAGCAUCAUCGUCAAUAUCAACAAGCAAUAGUCCUGAUCCUGGUCAAAAUCUUUCAUCAUCAGCAGCUGCAGCAGCAACAACAACAACAGCGUCGGGUCCAAAUUGUUAAGACUAUCGGAUUGGAUUGGAAUCACUCUCUAUACUGCAAGACGAACAACGGAAGCAACGUGAACUGGAGGAAAUCAAGGAAAUACGCAAAAUGACC